Knipowitschia caucasica is the source of this 3564-nucleotide messenger RNA. The record is from the annotation of a GenBank genome assembly. Lineage: Eukaryota; Metazoa; Chordata; Actinopteri; Gobiiformes; Gobiidae.
AUGAUCGCCUGCAUCAGUCCUUCAGACCGAGACUUCAUGGAGACCCUGAACACACUGAAAUACGCAAAUCGGACUCGGAACAUCCGGAACCGCGUGGUGGUGAACCAGGACCGGGCCAGUCAGCAGAUCAGCGCACUGCGGACCGAGAUUGCGCGACUGCAACGCGAGCUGCUGGAAUACCGGACGGGGAAGCGUCUCCCAGGAGAGCAGGGCGUGGACGGCUUCAGUGACCUGUUCCAUGAGAACUCCAUGCUUCAGACGGAAAACAGCAACCUGAGGGUCAGAGUGAAGGCCAUGCAGGAGACCAUCGACGCCCAGAGAGGGAGACUGACCAGUGUGCUGAGCCAACAGGCUCUGAUGAAGACAGGAGACGAGGGCACGGAGGAGAUCGGGGCCAUGAUCCAGGGGUACAUAAAAGAAAUCGAGGAUCUCAGGGCGAAGCUUUUGGAGAGCGAGGCGGUCAACGAGACGCUGCGCAAGAGUGUGAACCGAGCUUCCAAUCGACAGUUCUAUUCCAGUCCUGGUCUGGGUCAUUCUCUGGGUCCUGCUCUGGGUCCUGGUCCAGAGAAAGAGACUGAAGACCUCAUUGAACUGGCAAAGAAAGAUCUGGAGAAGCUCAAGAGGCGAGAACGCAAGAAGAAAAAGAGGAUGCAGCUCUCCUCGGAGGACACAGAGAAAGAGGACUCCAGUCUAAACAAGGAGGACGAGCCAGAUAACGAACAGAAGGAAGAGGAGGAGGAGGAAGAGAAGGAGAUGCAGAAGCCGGAGGAGGAGAAGGAGGAGGAUGGAGCAGAUAUCAGUGAAGGAGAUGAAGAGGAAGAAGAGGAGGAGGAGAGCUCUGAGUCCGACUCUGAGCCUGAGGACAAAGAGAACUUCCAGGAGGACUUGGCCAACAUUACGUGUGAAAUUGCCAUCAAACAGAAACUCAUUGACGAGUUGGAAAACAGCCAGAGACGACUGCACACUCUGAAGCUGCAGUAUGAGCAGAAACUACUGCUACUGCAGUACAAGAUCACAGAGACUCAGCAGGAGAGGGACCGAGUACUGCAGAGCAUCACACCCGUGGACAGCGGCUCGGAGGACCGCACCCGCCGCGUUAAAGCAGAGUACGAGCGAAAACUGAGUGUGAUGACCCGCGAGCUGCAGAGACUCCAGACGGCACAGAGAGCACAUGCAAAACUGCUGAAAAACCAGAGCCAGUACGAACGCCAGCUCCGCACACUUCAGAACGAGGUUGCGGACAUGAAGAGGACCAAGGUUCGUCUGAUGAAGCAGAUGAAGGAGCAGCAGGAGAGAAACAGGCUGAACGAGAACCGACGAACCAGAGAGAUUGCCACGUUAAAGAAGGACCAGAGGAAACAAGAGCAUCAGCUGAAGUUGCUGGAGGCUCAAAAACGCCAACAGGAGCUGAUCUUGAGGAGGAAAACUGAGGAGGUGAGCGCCCUUCGGAGACAGGCCAGACCCAGUUCAGGCCGAGUCCAGAGGAAAAACCAGGACCCAGAGCCCGGACUCAGAGCAGGACCAGGAAGGAGCUUCCCUGGGACCAAUGGUACCAGGUUUUCGUACCGCAGCAGAGGUCUUUACUCAAACAGAUCCAUUCGCUCUAAAUGGCAGCGUCUGGAGAGGAGGAUCUGUGACGUGAUACUUCAGAAGAUGACCAUCUGUAACAUGGAGUCAGACAUGAACCGUCUGCUGCAGCAACGCGAGGACUUGACUCGGAGAAAGGAGAAGAUUCUGAGGCGCAGAGAGCGUUUGUUGAAGGACUCGGGUCUGGUUUCAGGUCUGGACUCUGUUACCCCAGACCUGAUCCAAGCCCCAGAUCUGGUCCAGUCCUCUGACCUGGUCCAGUCCCAGCAGCUGCAGAAGUCCCUGGUUUCUCUGACGGAGGAGAUGGACGCGCUGACCGCAAACAUUGACUACAUCAACGAAAGCAUCUCUGACUGUCAGGCCAACAUCAUGCAGGUGGAGGAGGCCAAGGAGGACUCGGACUCUUUGGAUGUGGCGGCCCUGAUCGGCUCGUGCUCAUUAGCCGAGACUCGUUUCCUCAUCGACCGGUUCAUGAACGUGACCGUCAGUAAGGGGCUCCAGGCGGCUCAGCGCGAGGCCCAACUCAUGCAGGUCCAGACCAGACUCAAACAGACGGAAGUGACAAGUGCCACUCAGAACCAGCUGCUGUUCCACAUGUUGAAGGAGAAAGCAGAACUCAACCCAGAGCUGGAGUCUCUGCUGGGGUCUGCCAUGCAUGAGAAUGCAGACGACAGCAGCAGUGACGAGUCCCCACACAGUCCUUCUGCAGACGGAAAUUCUCUGACCUCAGACCUGAUAAAACUCAGUGGAGAAAACCGGAGCAGGAACAAGGCUCGCAGACGAACUGCCACUCAGAUGGAACUCCUGUAUGCAGAGCCCGCCCCCGACCGCAGCGCCGCAAUUCCAUUGGCCCAGAGCCCAGAGGGAGGCGGGGACAUUGAGAGUCUGUACAACGUGGUGUCUCCAGGAUUCUCCUCCAAAACCCCCACGAUGGGGGUGAUCAGCUCCGUGUCUCUGGGUAAAAGCUCUCGUCUCUCCGCACUGCAGUGUGUGAGUGUGGCUGAAGGACACAGUAAAGCUGUCCUCUCUGUGGACUGCACCAACGAGCUGCUCUUCACUGGAUCCAGAGAUGGCACAUGUAAGGUGUGGAACCUUGUCACCGGUCAAGAGAUCAUGUCCCUGGGAGCCCACCUAAGUAGCGUGGCCUCGGUCCGGUUCAGCUCGGGUCUGGUCUUCACUGUCUCCAGCUGCUUCAUCAAAGUGUGGGACAUCCGAGAGGCGGCCAAGUGUGUACGGACGCUCACGUCCUCAGGACAGGUCUCAGCCUCAGACCCCUAUGGUCCUGGUUCAGCCCGUACUCUGUCUGAGACUCACAUAAACCAGAUCUGUGUGAACCCGAGCGGAACCAGUCUGUACGCAGCAGCAGGGAACAGUGUGAGAGUGUGGGACCUGAGGAGGUUGGUCUCCACAGGGAAGCUCUCUGGACACCAGGGUCCCGUCAUGUGUUUGACCGUAGACCAGACUGGGACCAACCAGGACCUGGUGGUGACCGGCUCCAAGGACCACUAUGUCAAGCUGUUUGAGGUGUCUCCGUCCUCAGCCGGGACUCUGGCUCCGUCCUGGACCCUGGACCCCCCACACUACGAUGGGAUCGAGACGCUCCUGGUGCAGGGAGAGCGGCUCUUCAGCGGCUCCCGGGACACGGGUCUCAAACUGUGGCACCUGCCCAGCCGAGACCUUCUGCAGCAGGUCCCCUCAGCGCACAGGGACUGGGUAAGCUCUCUGGCCCUGGUCCCACUUGGUCUGGUCCGGUCUGGUUCAGCCCGGUCUGGUCCAGUCCUGGUCAGCGGCUGCAGAGGGGGGAUUCUCAAACUGUGGAGCGGGGACUCUCUGACUGCACUUGCCGAAGUUCGAGGUCACGACAGUGCCGUGAAUGGCCUCUGCAGCAACAACUCCCACCUGUUCUCCGCCUCAGAUGAUCGCACAGUGAAGAUGUGGAGGUUCAGAGGAGACCUGGAGGACCCUGUGGAGGACUGA